GACAGUCUCAUGCGUUGUGUCGAGUGGAGUAGAAGCAGACAUCCCUAUUGCCCAUUCGGAGCAGCUUGCUUCUGUUCCUCGUUCAUCAUCAAAUGACGUUAUUGAGCCGAACGAUGAGACGUAAUCAUAUCUCGGCGAGGAUUCACCGGAACGGUUUGGACAGAGAGUGCACAAUGCAUUGAAUUAACUAAAUGGGUCCUCUCGACUUCUAUGAACGUACCAGGGGUACCAGAGAAGACAGAGGAACAAACGGACGAACCUUGUUUUAUAAAUUAAGAACAUUUCAUGAAACGCAUGCAACAAAAUAAAAUCAAAGCAAAAGAAUAAUUUUGCCAAAGUGAAACAACCCCAAUCAGCACGAGCGGAUACAAAUGGCUUCCUAUUUCACCGGAUCAGUGUUCAGUGUUGCUUUUCCUGAAGGAGAACCACUCAAGUGGACCCUUAUUCAACAACUCGAAGGAAAAAAACUCCUUAAAAUUCCCCUUGGGAACCGUGAACUAAAAGCAUUCCGUCCAGACUUUCCGCACAAAUCUUUAGCGUCUGCCAUCCCGAUGGCGUCUUCCGCCAUCGUCUACAUCUCCCUCUUUUCCUUGGCGUUGCUGCCAACGGGCCAUUUGGAAGUGGAUUGCUCUAGUGCAGCCACUAGCGACGAGAUAUCAUCAGCUCUGAAAAACGCAUCCUGGCCCUCCACUCAACUCCACCAAUUCCUUCUGCAAAAUAACACGGAGGUUGACGAGCUUUCUGAGGGGGUCUUCGCAGACCUCUCCUUCAAUUAUAUUUACGUGAACAACACCGCACUGAAGGCGAUUCAUCCGUCGGUCAUCCUCACAUCCAGAAACCGACUUCAAAGACUGAGCGUUUAUCACAGUCACCUACUGGACUUUCCUUUUCAUAUUCUCCCGACACUUUGGCGCCUCCGAACACUCGAACUCCAGAGGAAUUCCUUGAUGACAAUACCGGCUAUUCAGAGCGACAGUCUCCAUAAGCUGGAUCUCUCUCGCAAUAGCAUUGCGAAAAUAGAAGAAGACGGAUGGGCGACUCCCAAUUUACGAGUGCUAAGCAUCAAUCACAAUCCACUAUCGAAGUUCCCGUCAGCAGUGAUCAAAGGUCUUGCGAAGUUGGAGAUAUUUUGGUGCACAGAAUGCAAUCUGGGACCUACCCUUCCAAGCGGGCUGUUACAGUUUCGCAGCAAGGACUUGAAGCUCGUAUCUCUGUGGAAAAACAACAUCUCAAAGCUGGAGCCAAAUGCCAUCACAGGUCUAGGACCAAAUUCAUCAGUUGCCCUUAGUAACAAUAACAUCUCUGUAUUGGCUGAGGAAAGCUUCCGUCCCAUACUAGAGGUGCUUUCGUUGGGAGAUGGGGGCCUCCACUUGGAGGACUCUUUUCUUAACCUUUACUUCCAGCCAACCCCAUUCAGUGUGAUUGUGAAGCAUCCUGGCUCAAAGAAGAAUUCCUAA
Messenger RNA from Darwinula stevensoni, 1457 nucleotides. The record is from the annotation of a GenBank genome assembly. Lineage: Eukaryota; Metazoa; Arthropoda; Ostracoda; Podocopida; Darwinulidae.